CGGGGCCAUAUAAAAGGCGGCGUUGGGGCGGCAGCGGCGGCAGCAGCGGCGGCGGCAGGAUGACGGCGAACGGGACGGCGGAGCCGGUGCAGAUCCAGUUCGGGCUGAUCAACUGCAGCAACAAGUACCUGACGGCCGAGGCCUUCGGCUUCAAGGUGAACGCCUCGGCCGCCAGCAUGAAGAAGAAGCAGAUCUGGACGCUGGAGCAGGACGGCGAGGACUCCAGCGCCGUGCUCCUCAAGAGCCACCUGGGCCGCUACCUGGCGGCCGACAAGGACGGCCGGGUGAGCUGCGACAGCGAGGAGCCGGGCCCCGACUGCCGCUUCCUCGUGGUGGCCCACGGCGACGGGCGCUGGUCGCUGCAGUCCGAGCCGCACCGCCGCUUCUUCGGCGGCACCGAGGACCGCCUGUCGUGCUUCGCCCCCGCCGUCUCGGCGGCCGAGAAGUGGAGCGUGCACCUGGCCAUGCACCCGCAGGCCAACCUCUACAGCCUGGCCCGCAAGCGCUACGCCCACCUGGGGCCUCGCCGCGACGAGCUGGCCGUGGACCGCGACGUGCCGUGGGGCGUGGACGCGCUCAUCACCCUGCUCUUCGUGGAGCAGCGCUACAGCCUGCAGAGCUGCGACCACCGCCUGCUGCGCUGCGACGGCCGCCUCGUCCCCGCCGCCGAGCCCGGCACCGCCUUCACGCUGGAGUUCCGCUGCGGGAAGGUGGCUUUCCGCGACGGCGAGGGACGCUACCUCGCCCCGUCGGGGCCCAGCGGCACCCUGAAGGCGGGCAAGAGCAGCAAGGUGGGGAAGGACGAGCUCUUCGCCCUGGAGCAGAGCUGCCCGCAGGUCGUGCUGCGCGCCGGGAACGACCGCAACGUCUCCACCCGGCAAGGGAUGGACCUCUCGGCCAACCAAGACGAGGAGGGCGACCAGGAGACCUACCAGCUGGAGAUCAACAAGGACACCAAGAAAUGCGCCUUCAGGACCUACACGGGCAAAUACUGGACCCUCACCUCCAACGGGGGCAUCCAGUCCACCGCCUCCACAAAGAACGCGAGCUGCUAUUUCGACAUCGAGUGGUGCGACAAGCGCAUCACCCUGAAAGCCGCCAACGGCAAGUACGUGACGGCCAAGAAGAACGGGCAGCUGGCGGCCUCCAUGGAGACAGCGGGCGAGACGGAGCACUUCGUGAUGAAGCUGAUCAACAGGCCCAUCAUCGUCCUGCGCGGCGAGCACGGCUUCAUCGGCUGCCGGAAGGUGACCGGCACCCUGGACUCCAACCGCUCCUCCUACGACGUCUUCCAGCUGGAGUUCAACGAUGGAGCCUACAACAUCAAAGAUGCCACCGGGAAGUACUGGAUGGUGGGGAGCGAGUCGUCCGUCACCAGCAGCAGCGACACGCCCGUGGACUUCUUUUUUGAGUUCUGCGACUAUAACAAAGUGGCCAUCAAAAUCAAUGGCAAAUACCUGAAGGGCGACCAUGCCGGGGUCCUCAAGGCAUCCGCCGACGCCAUUGACGCCUCCACCCUCUGGGAAUAUUAAUGCACUUUAGCGUACCUCCCAUUGCCAACUUUCCUUUCCCCUGUCUUUUUUUCUUUUCUUUUUUUUUCUUUUUUGGUUCGGUUUUGUUUUGUUUUGAAUUUCUCCUCUCUGUAAAAGGAUUUUCAGACUGGCUUGCCCUCCCCUCCCGCCGUAGAGCCCAGCGCCUUGUGUCGGAGGUGGGUCCCCCCCCCUUCAUCCCCGUGAGAACUGGAUAAGUCACCCGGCAGCGCGCGGUGCUGCCACCUGCACCUGGAGGGCUGCCGAGGACCCUUCCUUGCCCCGGCCUCGCUCAGCUCGGAGGCUGCCGUACCCCGUCCUGGCCCCGAGCAUCACCUCAGUAGUUUACUUUCCUCUCUGCAACUGGAAAAAAAAAAAAAAAAAGGGAAUAAGGUCAUCUCCGUGCUCUCCUCUCCAUAGCAGUGCCGGUGCCACCUCACCCUGCACUGCCAGGGUCCCCACGGUCCCCGUCCAAUCCAAGCCAGUGGAGACCCCUCCGCUGUCCUGUCCCCAGCUGAGGCACGAGAGGUGACCUUACGUGCUGCAGUAGGGCCAGCAAGCUGAUCCCCUCCCCAGCUGUGCAGGUGGCACACCUGGAAUCGAUUUUGGGGUGAUCCCAUCUGGAAAGCCCCAGAAAUUCAUCUCGCUGCCACCCUGCGCUCUUCUUCCUCCUCUUCCUCCUCCUCCUUGGGUCGUCCCUGCCCCUCGCGGUGCCCUGGUGCCAAAGGAGCUGCGGUGCCCAGGAGGGGACAGAGGUCGGGGUGGGGACACACGGAGCAAACCCGCACCGGGGGGGCUCCAGCGCCGGCCCCCCCGUCCCCAUCAGCGUGCGGGGCCAUGUACCCCUCCAACGGGCACAGCCUCCCCCGGGCGCCGGCUGGAGGCAAGAGCUGCAGCUUUCAGUUUACAGAAUAGAAAAGUUCCUUAGCAAACUUUGCACAGUGAUAUUUGCUCAGUACUUUUUUUCUUUUCUUUUUUUUUCUUCUUUUUUUUUUUUUUUUUCCUCAUACAAAUACUGGAACAGCGAAGCGCAUCCCUGGAUGCCCACCGCUGAUUUAGGAAGCGCCCCCGAGGAGGGGCAGCUCCUGGUCCACCAGCCCGCGGGGCACCUCGGCUUCGCCAGCAUGCCAUCUCGUCCUUACUGGAAGCAGAAAAGAAAAAAAAAAUAAUGACCAAAACAGUAUUUUUGUUAGUAUCUAUUUAUAUAUGCUCUCCAUGGCACUGUGUUACCAGCUGUUGUCUGUACUAGGUCUGCAUUAGCGUGUAACGGUGUGAGCGUUCGUGACGGGUGAUGCUGAAGUGUCCUCGAGGGUGUUGAAAGGCACUUUUAUCCUUCGGGUGGCCGCUCCCCACACCACGGAGCCUUUUCCCCGCGCCCCUCGCCCCACGCCAAGGGUGCUCACGGCGUCACCGCUGUGCCAAGACGAGGCCGGUGCCUGCCGCAAGCUCGGGGCUCGCCAGCCUUAAAGCCGUGCUGCUGUCCUAGGGACAGCCUCCGCGGGAGCUUGGUGCUAAACUCUCAGCUCAGAGAGCGACCGACCUGUCCCCGGCGAGGGCACAGCUCGCAGACGGGUCCCUCGCCGCCACGGGGUCCCCGCCGGGGCCCUACCUGGGCUCCCAGCCAGGCGCCCUGGAAAACUCGCCCGCCCGGGGCCGAAGGUGCCUCUCGAAGGAACCAAGUGUCUUGAUGAAGCCCCGAGCGACCCUGUGACUUGGCACACACUUUUUGCUGGCCUUCACACCCGCUGUCUCCCCUCCUCCCUGGCCCUAGUCGCAGUUCAAUCCGUGUCCCUCCCGCUCCGGCUUCUCCCGUGUGACGCUAGGUCGACAUCUCCCCCCCGUCUCCUCUCCUCGGGUGUCGUGACUCUCCGAAAACAUCUCACUCUGAAAUUUAAGUUUGGGGUUCGUUCGUUUUUUUUUUUUUUUUUUAAUUAUUAUUAUUUUUUUGUAAGUGCCAUUUGUAUAACUUAAAAGAAAACUAGCUUCAAAUGGAGAAAAAUGAAUAAAAAGAACCUGCAUUCGGA
This is a messenger RNA of Cygnus atratus (black swan), 3553 nucleotides long. It is a transcript of the gene FSCN1, whose product is annotated as fascin actin-bundling protein 1. Gene Ontology annotation, molecular function: actin filament binding; protein-macromolecule adaptor activity. The transcript has 5 exons. Bases 60 to 1532 code for a protein of 490 amino acids. The record is from RefSeq and is a predicted model, not a curated record. Gene Ontology annotation, biological process: establishment or maintenance of cell polarity; actin filament bundle assembly; cell migration. Gene Ontology annotation, cellular component: filopodium; cytoplasm; lamellipodium. NCBI's taxonomy places the organism in Eukaryota, Metazoa, Chordata, Aves, Anseriformes, Anatidae.